Messenger RNA from Lepus europaeus (European hare), 1068 nucleotides. RefSeq lists its product as uncharacterized. The record is from RefSeq and is a predicted model, not a curated record. The coding region runs from base 121 to 804 and encodes 227 amino acids. Lineage: Eukaryota; Metazoa; Chordata; Mammalia; Lagomorpha; Leporidae. The transcript is spliced from 9 exons.
UUUUGGCGCUUUUCCACAGCGCAGGGAGGUGGGCUAUAGCCUCGGCCGCCUUUCAGUCAAGGACAUUCGCAGCCCAAACCCUGGGUCUCUGGGAGAAGCAACCCAGAAUCAUGCAGCUGGAUGGAACCUUGGAUGGGGCGACCAUGCCUGGGCGUCUCUUUCUUUGCUGGGCUUUGCCCACCGGCGUUACUGCUGCACACCAAAGACAGCCUCGAGGGGAGAGGAAGAAGUAACACUGAGGGCAUCCGCGGGGCCAGGCAGGACCUGGCAUUCCACAGUACGGGCUCAGGCAGAUCCUCAGGAAGAGUUCAAAAGAAGCCAUCGUCACUGGAGAUGACAGCUCCGUGCAUGUUAUUGUUCCUGAAGACCUUCCAGUGCGACAAGACGGGGAGAUUUUACAAGUCCCUCUAUGUGGUACAAAUCUUCAUUCUUGUAGGAGUAUUGUGCUACUGUUUCCAGGAGUCUCUGGGGAAAAUAGCUCCUGACUAUGAAAUUUCCGGGGAAUCAUCACAGCCCAUAGGAGAUACCUUAAGGCCAGUGUGGGGGGUGAUGGAUAAGUGCUACCCUGUGACCACUCAGAGACCCAAAAUCAAGAGGGGGAAGAAGCAAGCCUCUAAGGCCAAGACCACCAGGGUACCAGGGGGACUGAAUGGUGCUGUCCCCCAGGAGGAGACCGACAUCCUGUCUCAGGAGGAAAGGCAGAAAAACAGAAAGAUCCAAAAGGAGGUUGCUUUAUAUCCAUCUGAGGCCUCUGAGGUGGGCAGCAAUGAGGAAAGGACUAGGGCCAAGGCCCCCAGUUCCUGAGGACACUCUGGGCCAAUUCCCAACCUCCAUCACCACCAAGACCAAGAACCGUGAACAACAAAGGAUUCAAUAAACCCAAAAGUUUCUGCUUCUACAGGCCCAGCUGCCUCCUCUUGAAGGCCCCAUGGCUUCUCAGACAACCACCCCACCUUGCCCCAUCCAUACUCCCUCUCCUGACAGAUGUGAGAGCACCAAUCCCUGCCCUGAGACACUCUAGAGUGGCCCGGGGGCUCUGGCUAGCCUUCUAACUCAGUUUCAGGGGAC